This is a messenger RNA of Closterium sp. NIES-65, 5043 nucleotides long. The record is from the annotation of a GenBank genome assembly. Lineage: Eukaryota; Viridiplantae; Streptophyta; Zygnematophyceae; Desmidiales; Closteriaceae.
AUGGCUUCCGCUUCAAUAGAAGCAUCAUUAUCCUCGUUAUCAGCAGCACCGCUACCCGCGGAACCAGCCGUAGCUCGAAAGUCAUUCUCGAAAGAAGAAAUCCCCGCGGUGGUUACCACAUAUGCGCCUAACAACCCGCGCACGCUCGCCGUCGCGACCGCGCCGUCCCCCACGCGAACCUUCGAUUCAGAUCUCCCGGCGAACCUUCGCGAAGGAGCAGCGGUAACCCGGAAAAGCUUUCCGAACGGCGAUAAAUACGUGGGCGAAUGGGCGGGAGGAGCACCGCACGGCACUGGAAGAUACUCCUGGGUGGAUGGGAGCGUGUACGAGGGGGAAUGGGACAGGGGACGGAAGCACGGCCAAGGGUGGUUCGAACUAACUGACGGCACGCGUUACGAAGGGGAAUGGAAGGACGGCGCUCUACAGGGCGUGGGUAGCCAUUGGGCUCCUGACGGAGCAUUCUAUACCGGGAACUGGGCCGCUGGGGUGAAGCACGGACUCGGUAGGAAGCAUUACACUAAUGGAGAUGUUUAUGAGGGGUUCUGGAGCCGGGGGGUGCCGGACGGUCCUGGUCGGUACAAAUGGAGCAACGGGAACGAGUAUUUCGGGGAGUGGGAAGGCGGGAAGAUGAGCGGGUAUGGAACGCUGACGUGGGCGAAUGGGGAUAGUUACGAGGGGGAGUGGGAGGCGGGGCUCGAACACGGCGCGGGGACGUUCAAGUGGGCCGACGGAAGCUGCUUCGAAGGCACGUGGAGCAGGGGAUUGAAGGACGGCAAAGGGCUGUACUUCCCGAGAGGGUAUGAGGAGGGAGAGGAAGAGGAGGAGUGGGUGGAGGAGGAGGGAGGUGGGGGAGGGGGUGAGGAGAAGGGGGAAGCAGGGAGCGGGACGGGGGUUGGGGGGGAGGUGGAGGGUACUGCUUCGGAGAAAGAGGCGGCCGCUGCUGCUGGCAGUGGUGAUGCGGGUGCUGCGGGCGCCCUAGGGGCUUCAGGGGUUUCCGCCGCUGCUGCUGGCGGUGGUGGUGUUGGCGCAGGAGGCGGAAAGAGAGGGGGUCGCCCGCUGGGCCGCGGACUGACGAUGGCACGUGGGCUGUCGAUUGGCCGGAGCGUGUCUGUGAUUGGUGGAGGGCGGGCGGGGGUGCUGCGGGACUGGAAAAGAAAGGAGGCGCUGGAACGGCAGUGGGCUGAGUGUGAGUUAAAAUUAGGUAAGUCGGAGUCUGUUCCCGCACCCGGGCCGCUGUCUAGGGGCGCUAGGGGCAUGGUAGGGGGUAGGCUGUGGGAAAGCUGUCAGGAGCGGGGGGGGAGUGUAGGGUCCGGUUGGGAGGAGACGGUGGGGAGGAUUGCGGAGGAGGCUGCUGAUGUGGCGGGAACGGGAGCGGGGGAGGGUGGGGAGGAGGAGGUGGGGAAGGGAGGGGCGGAAGGGGAGGCUGGGUCUGCGGGUGUGAGUGUAGCGGGUGUGACUGAAGGGGGGUUGGCGGUAGAGAAUGUGGUUGUAGGCAGUGAGAGUGGCGAUGCUGUGACUGAUAGCAGUGGGACUGCUGCUGCUGCUGCUGCUGGUGCUGCUGUGGGCGAAACAGUAGAGGCAGUUUUAGAAGCAGAGCAGAAGACGGAGGGACAGGUAGCAGGCAAAGAGAAGGCAGCGAAGCAGGGAGAGGACGAGGCGACUGCUGCUCCUCCCAAGCUAUGGAGAAUGUGGAGCAAGGAGAAGGAGAAAGACAGGGAUACCCCUCAGCAGCAGCCGUCGCCACAGCAGCAGCAGGGAGAGCAAGGAAAGAAGGGGCGCCGCUGGUCUCUUCGCUCCACCAAAUCAUCUGCAGCAGCAAAGCCCUCAACCCCAUCCCUCGACCUCCCCCACGCGGCCUCUGAGGGAAGCCUAGUCAGCAUCGGCGCCGGCGCCAGCAACAGCGGCACCACCCGUAGAAGCAGCGUUGACAGUGCUGGCAUUGGUGGUGCUCCAUCCUCCACCACCACCCCCACCACCACCACCACUGCUGCUGGUGGUCGUCAGAACAAGCCCUCUUCAAAAGCAGCCGCGGCAAAGCUGACUCGCGUGUUUACCAUGGGCCCUGUUCCUGCUAGGGAGAACAGCGGCCGGGUUGACAGUGCGGUUCAGAACGGUGGCGGGUUAGCGAGAUGGGUGCGUGGGUCGUCUGUGGGUUCGGCGAAUGGGGAGGAGGGGGACGAGGGGCGGGCGGGUGCGGAAGGGGGGGAUCGCGGCGGCAGCACAGCUGGGGGGGAAUCUGCAGACAGGCACACAAGCUCGUCUCAUGCCCAAGAGAGUGAAGCGGGUGCUGACUCUGCUCUAGACUCGCUGCGUUCAAGUGCCAUGUUCUCAUCAGGCCGCAAACAGAGGCAGAAUAGGCGGUACAGCAAGGUGGUGACAGUGCGGGAGUAUGUGCAGGGGGUUCUGGUGGCGGAGAUCCCAAGGUCCAAGCUGCAGCACGACCUCGUGGCGGCGUGGACCCACACGCAGGGCAGGCAGGAAGGCGGGCGGCGUGGACCCACACGCAGGGCAGGCAGGAAGGCGGGCGAGCUGAUAUAUAAGGGCCACCGCAGCUACGACCUCAUGACGGCCAUACAGCUGGGGCUCAGGUGGGGCUCAGGUGGGUCUCAGGUGGGGCUCAGGUGGGUCUCAGGUGGGGCUCAGGUGGGGCUCAGGUGGGGCUCAGGUGGGUCUCAGGUGGGGCUCAGGUGGGGCUCAGGUGGGGCUCAGGUGGGUCUCAGGCACUCUACAGGGCGGGCAACACCUCCCCCAGUUGCCCCUUCUGCAGCUGCCCCUCCCUCAAAACUACCUCCCCCAUCAGCGCCCAUCCCAGCAGCCUCCACCCCCACCACACUUCCCACAGCUGCACCUUCCCCAGCUGCGCCCUCUGCACCAGCCGUACCUGCCCCAUUUGCACCUGUCUCAGCUGAUCUGCGUGCAGAGGACUUUGUGGCGGCAGACAGAAUGUGGUUUCCUCCGGAAGGCUCCUCGUGCACGCCGCCCCACAACACGCUCCCCUUCACCUGGCGCGACUACGCUCCCAGGGCCUUCAGCCUUGUAGCUCGCUACGACUACGGUCCUCCUUCAGGUGGGUUACUCCAAAGGCUCCCUCCCUAUGUGCACUGUGUCAUGUCAACCCUGUUUCACCCGCCCGCCCCACCUCCUCUCCUUCCCAUCCUCCCCCUCUCCAGCGAGCUGCGCGCCAUGUGUGGCAUCGAUCCAGCUGACUACACGCUGUCUCUGUGUGGAGAUAACGCUCUGAGAGAGCUCCCGUCCCCGGGCAAGCUGACUCGCAGCAUUCUCUGUGCCUCCCCUCCUCUCCUUUCAUCUAUAGAGCUCUCGUCCCCGGGCAAGCUGACUCGCAGCAUUCUCUGUGCCUCCCCUCCUCUCCUUUCAUCUGUGUGUUCCUUCCUACACCGCCUCUCCAGCGAGCUGCGCGCCAUGUGUGGCAUCGAUCCAGCUGACUACGCGCUGUCUCUGUGUGGAGAUAACGCUCUGAGAGAGCUCCCGUCCCCGGGCAAGCUGACUCGCAGCAUUCUCUGUGCCUCCCCUCCUCUCCUUUCAUCUAUCGAGCUGCGCGCCAUGUUUGGCAUCGAUCCAGCGGACUACACGCUCUCUCUCUGUGGGGACAACGCUCUCAGGGAGCUCUCCUCGCCGGGCAAGUCUGGGAGUGUGUUCUACCUGUCAGAUGAUGAUCGGUUUAUCAUCAAAACCAUGCGCGCCUCUGAAGUGCAGGUGUUGCAGCGGAUGUUACCGGACUAUUUCCGGCACGUGCGCGACUGCGAGCACACGCUGAUCACCAAGUUCUUCGGGCUACACUCCAUCCGCGUGCGUAAAGCAGCACUGCAGGUGAGUGUAAGAGUAUUGCCUCACGGCCACAAGGGGUCGUCUCAGGGGCGCAGCACGGAGAAGGUGGCAGUGGAUGAGACCACUACACUGAAGGACCUCGAUUUGGACCUCUCCUUCCAUAUGCCAGCCUCCUGGCGAGCGCUCAUGCACAGGCAAAUCGCACUGGACACGGCAUUCCUGCAGAGGCAGCGCAUAAUGGAUUACAGCCUGCUGCUGAGGGUGCAUGUUCUCCUGAAUCCCCUCAUCAUCUUCCAUCUCCCGUUCCCCCUGUUCCCCCUUGCUUUACCGCAAAUCGCUCUAGACACAGCAUUCCUGCAGCGCCAGCGCAUAAUGGACUACAGCCUACUCCUGGGGGUGCAUUUCCGCCCCACCAAUACCACGCUGCCACCUGUCACCAUCGCCGAGGGCCGCGCGACCCAGGACGGCCAAUCUCGGCCGUCCAUCUCAGCAGCUGCUGCAGCCACAGAAGCCGGGCCUGGGGAGGACCAAUCAGGCGGUGACACCUCAGCAGUAGAUGACACGUCAGCUGGAGAUGCCGCCCUGAGUGCCACCUCGACUUCGUUCCCCAACUCCUUCCGCCAGAUGAAGCAUCACAUGCAGAGGCCAUGGCAGAGGGUAGCCUCCACCUCUAUGGCCGAUGCGUCAGUUGGUGCCUCCACCACAACAGACAAAUCUGGCCGGCCAGACAAUGCCGUGCUGGGGGCAGCUGAAGGGACGAGAUCGGGAACCGGAGAGGUAGCGGGUGGGGUGGGUGGAGAAGCAGGGCAGGUUGCAAAUGGCUUCUUGCUGCCCAUAGCUUCACAGCAGCAGGAGGCGGAAGGGGAGAAAGGGAAAGAGAGAGAGCGAAAGAGCUCGGGAGGGGGAGGGAGCAUGGGAGAGGGAGGAGCGGUGGGGGGCACGGGGGAGGGAGGGAGUGGGGUGCUGCUGGGUCAGGGCAUGCCGGCGACUGCAGUGAGGGUGGACAGGCGGACACGCAAGGCUGUGAUGGACCCGGCUAAGAGGGAGACGUACCAAGUGGUGCUGCACUUCGGGAUCAUCGAUAUCCUUCAGGAGUACAACACGCGCAAGAAGGCGGAGCACGUGUGCAAGAGCCUGCGGUACGACGGCACGUCCAUCAGCGCAGUCAACCCGGCUCUCUACGCGUCCCGAUUCGGAAACUUCAUUUCAAUCACAUUCCCCUCCAAUAAUGAGGCCUCAAAUGAAGAAAAUGAGUGA